Molecule: messenger RNA, 1421 nt
Organism: Ruditapes philippinarum (Manila clam)
Lineage: Eukaryota; Metazoa; Mollusca; Bivalvia; Venerida; Veneridae
Exons: 4
Coding region: 62-739 (225 amino acids)
Source: RefSeq, a predicted model, not a curated record
AAAAAGUAUUUUGAGUCAAGUUUGUUUAAUACAUAAAACAUUGUUUGAACAUUAAAACAAGAUGCUGUUAUCGCAGAUUGUGAUUAUCGUUUUAUGCUUUCCCUUUAUUUAUACAGAUGAUGACCACAUAAUUCUUCCACCGGAUAUCGAGCAUAAGGGCCCGCCUGUUUGUACGUCCUCGGGAAGUUUAUGUGGGAUAGAUUAUCGAUAUGUUACAGAAAACGAUAUUCCUAUCGAUAUUUUAAACAGUGAGAAGGAAAUAUGCCAGUGUCCGGAAAACAUAACAUGUUCAAGUGGACAUGAAUGGGAAAAUAUGACAAACUCUUUAGUGUACAGGCUUUUUACAAACGGUGGUCAAAAAUUACUGGUUAAGAUCAGUUAUUGCCAACUACCGAAGAAGCCAAAACGACGAUGUGGGUUCAACCAACCGGUUCUUGUCAGUAGAGGGCGUGGUAUGUUUAUGUUUGACAUGGUCGGUGACAUGAAAUGCCUCUGCACAAAACGACCUCUGGUGCCAAGGUCAGACUGGAUGGAAGGGACGUACGAUUAUGUUGAAUACGGCUGUGGACAGCCAAGGUGCGCCGUGUUGAAUACCGACGUUUGCUCGGAAGUUAAACAAGUUGGACGUGACCUACGAUCUCGAUACUUCUGCCGAUGUAAAAGUUAUGAAAUGUGUACUGGGGAAAUACCGAUGGAAGAUGGUCAGUCGGUGUUUCACACGUGCCAGCUGAUGCAUUAAACAAUAUCUCAAGUUUCUACAAAGAUAUAUUGUAGCGAAAAUUUGAGUGAAAGUUCGCGUGAAUGAACAUUUUACAACAUACUCUAAAUAUUUUCAAAAAUGUGCAAUCAUUUUAGAUAAAGUAUUGAUUUUAGUUUUGAAAUUACAUUUAAAGCUGCAAGCCUCCAGAUAAGCCAAAAUAUUUCAAGAAAAUCAAACUUGAAAAAAAAAAAAAAAAGAUUUUAAGAAAAGUUCAAAGAUUCAUGUAAUGAUUUACAUGUUAUGAGCGAUGUUGACUAAGUGUGCAGUAUAUAUCACGAUACACGUAUUUCUACUGCGUGGCUAACGCAUUGAGGGCUAUUUUUGCAUAUUUUGACCUCUUUUUUGUAAUUUAAUUUGGAUUUUAAAUGCCGUUGGCAAUAAGUAAAUUACUUUCUUUGUUCAUUUCACCAAUAUUUUACUUUUGAAUACAUUUUCAAAAUUUUCAUGAAGAUAAACAUGAUUCUGGAGGCAUGCUGCUAAAAACUCCGUAAAAUGCAAAAAAUGGUAACUUUAAACCCAUCUGCAUGUACCUUGAUGGGUCCGGGUCAUUUAUAUUCUGUGACAAAUUUUGAAAAAAUCUUUAUUUACUACAAAUGGCUCACUUUAUGUUCAGUUGUUGAUACAUUUUUUUUACUAUUUUACUAUUACAUUCUUUAAAACG